Dendronephthya gigantea is the source of this 2036-nucleotide messenger RNA. RefSeq names its product probable ATP-dependent DNA helicase RecQ. Gene Ontology annotation, cellular component: chromosome; nucleus; cytoplasm. The coding region runs from base 46 to 1959 and encodes 637 amino acids. The transcript has 2 exons. NCBI's taxonomy places the organism in Eukaryota, Metazoa, Cnidaria, Anthozoa, Malacalcyonacea, Nephtheidae. The record is from RefSeq and is a predicted model, not a curated record. Gene Ontology annotation, biological process: double-strand break repair via homologous recombination. Gene Ontology annotation, molecular function: 3'-5' DNA helicase activity; four-way junction helicase activity; ATP binding.
UAAUGCGCUAAAUAUGCAGCUGCUCGAAUAUGUAAACCUAAUAAUAUGGCGGCAAGCAAAGGAGUGUUUGAUUCUGCUCAACUUUCUGUCGCUAUUUCUACAGCCUGUUCUCUUCUGAAUGUUGAAAAAUUUUAUCCGGAUCAAGAGCAAGCCCUGCGUAAUUUCUUUAAAGGCAAAGACUUGUUUUUUAGCGCUCACACUGGCUACGGAAAGUCUCUCAUUUUCCAAGCCAUACCGAUCAUUGCUGAUGUUUUAAACGAACAAGUAAUUGGCACAAGUACGGUACUUGUGAUAUCGCCAUUAUUAUCACUCAUGAAGGAUCAAGUAAAGCAUGUAAAUGAUUCAUUUGGGAUAUCUGCGGCUGCUAUAUUCGAUAACCAAGACGAAGAUGUUUUAAAAGCAAUCGAGGAAGGUGUUUAUUCGUUGGUGUAUGCAACUCCAGAAUGCUUCGUCGGGAAAAAACGUUGGAGGACUCUUGCAAGUUCUCAAACAUUUCGUGAAGACUGCAUCGCGGUUGUCAUAGAUGAAGCGCAUUGCUUGGUACAUUGGGGAACAUCUACUCAAAAGGAAAGCCCAUUUAGAAAAUGGUAUGCCAAUGUUGUGGAGUUGAAGUCAUUGCUCCAUUCUUCUACUCGAUAUGCUGUAUUUACUGCAACUGCAACAAAAGCCACGAAGAGUAUUAUUUAUCAAAUGUUGAAUUUAAAUGUCUACAGCACUUUUGAGAUUGAGAAACCACCUUUACGAGGAAAUAUUAGCUAUCAGUUUGUCCACCUCAGCAAGGAUAAGCCUCUAGAGACUGUUUUUGGGACCCUGAUCGAGAAACUUAAAGCUAAAGGUAUUACCACAGAAAGGUGCAUUGUGUUUUGUAAGACACGAAAGCAAUGUUCUAUAGUGUACAGGUUAUUUACUGCUGCUCUUGGUGAGAAGAACUUUAUUGACAGUAGCUUAAGUUAUGACCGCUGUCUAGUGCAAAUGUUUCAUGCUGGAAGCCCUGACUCAGUGAAAGUUCAUGUUGUUAAUGAAAUGACAAAGGAUCAUAGUCACCUUAGGCUGUUGAUAUGCACAGUAGCAUUCGGGAUGGGUAUUGACUGUAAAGAUGUGUAUUCCAGCAUCCAUUUUGGUCCUUCUAGCACUGUGGAGAGCCUUAUACAGGAAACGGGAAGAUUAGGGAGGGAUGGAAAACAAUGCAUUUGUUAUGUCUUAUACAAUGGGCUUCUGACAUCUCAUUGUGAUAAUCAGAUUAAACAACUUGUGGAGACAAAGAACUGUCGCCAAAACCAUAUUAGCAACCUUUUCCAAACAAAUUCAACUAUGUCUUAUCCAACAGGUUGUUUGUGCUGUGAUCAUUGUAGUAAAAAUUGUGACUGUUCUGAACAUGAAAAUAUUUCCAUGAUUUCCUUUGGGGAAACAGCAACAGAGCCAAAUGAUAGAUCAUUUAGCAUUAAGCGAUAUACCUCUAAGGAUCAAAGAGCACUCCUGCGACAGAAACUUCUUGACUACAGAGCAAGCUUAAUUCCAGCAACCACAGAACAAUUUUUACCUGUUGGUUCCACAGGCAUAUUGUUCGAAUUUGACCACUAUCAAAUUGAACAAGUUCUAGCAAACUGUGAUCAUUUAUGCUCUAUGGAUGACAUUAUCAGCUGUGUCGAGUUAUGGAGAAAUACUCAUGCAAAUAUGGUUUAUACCAUUUUAAAUGAGGUUUUUCAAGAUAUGAAUGGUGAUGUUUUGUUUUCCCUGUCAGAGGAGGAUUUUGAAGAUAUGGAGGUAGUUCAAGAAGAUUGGGAAGAAAUACGAGAUGACACCGGAAGGGCUGAAUUGUUUGGUGAUUCAAAAUUUGAUGACUUAUCAAACAUUACUGAGGAAAAUAGCCUAAAUCAAAGUGUGGGAUUUGACAAUGACAAUGUGAGUUUUAUUUUAAAUCAUAUAACAAAAGACAUUGAAAACAUGGAACAUGAUUAGUGCAUCCAUUUAGUUAAUUAUAUUGUAAUUAUAGUCUGCACUAUGAUAGUAAUAUUAUAUUAUAUAUAUAAUAUACA